Onychomys torridus (southern grasshopper mouse) is the source of this 1125-nucleotide messenger RNA. It is a transcript of the gene Spaca6, whose product is annotated as sperm acrosome associated 6. The transcript is spliced from 8 exons. The record is from RefSeq and is a predicted model, not a curated record. Gene Ontology annotation, biological process: fusion of sperm to egg plasma membrane involved in single fertilization. Lineage: Eukaryota; Metazoa; Chordata; Mammalia; Rodentia; Cricetidae. The coding region runs from base 111 to 1067 and encodes 318 amino acids.
GGGGGCCGGUCCGAGGCCACGCUGCCCGCGGGGUCUAGGGUGGAGGAGCCCGGGCGCGCAGUGCCGGGAGGAGACACCGGCCGGAGGCAGCAGGCGACCGGGGGCGGAGGAUGGCGGGGCUGGCGGGAGGAAGGAGAGAGGCCGCGGGCGGCAGAGGAGGGAGAGGAUGGAGAACCUGGGGCUGGGCUGGAGGACACUGGGUCCUCGCGACGCUGGAGCCGCGGAGCGACUAUGAUGAGAGGAGCCACCUGCAUGAUGCAUUUACACAGAUGAUCCUCUCCCUCCAGGAGGUGGCUGCAGCUCAGGGGUCCUUUAAGGCUGCUUUCCCUAGUGCUGCAGCAAAAAUGAAGAGGACCAUUCAUCACCUUAAAAAAGUCCAGGACUGCAUCCUUCCUUGUGGUGUCCAGGAGGCCACUAGGCGUUUCAACUGCUGGGGCUGUUUCUCCACAAUCUGUGACCUCCCUCUAGACUGUCCAGGUGAGAGGGCGGCGCCGGGAUGCCAGGGAAAGGGCGGGGCUUGUGCAGGCCUACCAGGAUCACCUUGUCUCUCUCCAGUUCAGGACGUGACGGUGAAGCGAGGGCAUCAGGCUUUGUUUUCUUGUAUCGUGGGCUUCCAAUUGCCAGAAUCGGAGCUCACUUACUCCUGGAAAUUCGCGGCAGGAGGUCUCCGGACUCAGGACGUGUCCUACUUCCGUGAUGUGCCAGGCGCCCACGGGUACCUGGCGCGAAUCCGGCCAGUGCAACCCACGCACCGGGGGACCUUCUCCUGCGUGAUCCUGCACGACCAGCGCCCCCUGGCACGGCUCUACUUCUAUCUGAACGUGACUGGCCCUCCUCCGCCUGGGGAGACUGAGCUCCAGAUGACGUUCCGGGAAGUGAUGAAUUGGACGCCGCGGGAGGCGGAAAUGAUCGAGCCCUGGAAGCCCAGCCUAGGCGAACUGCUUGCCUGGCCCUCGGCUCUGACGCUUGACAACCUGUUCCUGAUCGCGGCAACCGCUGCACUAUUGUCUGCUAGUGUCACUGUCCUAGUGUGGGUGUUUUUUCGAUGGUACUUAAGUGGCGACUAACAAGGGUAUCUGCCCUGAUCUGACAUUCAUCCCUGAAAUAAAGAAUGUAUUUCAGUUA